Jaculus jaculus (lesser Egyptian jerboa) is the source of this 3672-nucleotide messenger RNA. It is a transcript of the gene Mrs2, whose product is annotated as magnesium transporter MRS2. Gene Ontology annotation, biological process: mitochondrial magnesium ion transmembrane transport. Lineage: Eukaryota; Metazoa; Chordata; Mammalia; Rodentia; Dipodidae. The coding region runs from base 103 to 1377 and encodes 424 amino acids. The record is from RefSeq and is a predicted model, not a curated record. The transcript is spliced from 11 exons. Gene Ontology annotation, molecular function: magnesium ion transmembrane transporter activity. Gene Ontology annotation, cellular component: mitochondrial inner membrane.
CAGGGCUGGCUGUGCCGGGUCUCCCUCCCCGGACAGAGCAGCCACUGUCCGGCAUGAAGGGCUGGGCUGCUGCCUCUUUCUCCUCCUCCUCCUCCUCCCGCCAUGGAACGCCUGCGGAGCCUUUCCCGGCUCCUUCUCCGGGCCGGGCCGCUGCCCCGGCGGACGAUGUGCGCCAUGGCCUUGGGUCUGACCCCUGGGGCCCGUCGGGCGGCCUCCUGCGGACCCCGCGCGGCAGGUGAAGUGCACCGGUUUAGAACUUCUGACGCCUCUCAAGCCACAUUAGCCAGUGUAGCCCAGGUGUUCACUGUGACAAGGUUUGACAAAGAAGGAAAAGUUUCUUCCUUUGAGAAGAAGAAAACGGAAUUGUACCAGGAACUGGGACUCCAGGCCAGAGACCUGCGGUUUCAGCAUGAGAUGAGCAUCGCGACCAGGAACAACAGGGUGAUCGUGAGGAUGGAGUAUUUGAAAGCUGUGAUAACCCCAGAGUGUCUCCUGAUACUAGAUUACCGGAAUCUGAACUUGGAGCAGUGGCUGUUCCGGGAACUGCCAUCCCAGCUGGCUGGAGAGGGUCAGCUGGUCACGUACCCGUUGCCCUUUGAGUUCAGAGCUUUCGAAGCACUCCUGCAGUACUGGAUCAGCACCCUUCAGAGCAAACUUAAUGCCCUGCAGCCAGUGAUCCUCGAGACACUGGACGCCUUAGUGGACCCCAGGCACUCCUCCGUGGACAGAAGCAAGCUUCACAUCCUGCUGCAGAACAGUAAAAGCCUGUCGGAGUUAGAGACGGAUAUUAAGAUCUUCAAGGAGUCAGUGCUGGAGAUCUUGGAUGACGAGGAGAUGCUAGAGGAACUCUGCGUGACCAAGUGGAGUGACCCGCACAUCUUUGAAGAGAGCAGCAGCGGCAUCGACCACGCCGAGGAGAUGGAGCUGCUGCUGGAGAACUACUUCCGGCUCGCCGAGGGCCUGUCCAACGCCGCCCGCGAGCUCCGCGUGCUCAUCGACGACUCCCAGAGCAUCAUCUUCAUCAACCUGGACAGCCACCGCAAUGUGAUGAUGAGGUUGAAUCUUCAGCUGACCAUGGGAACCUUCUCCCUUUCCCUCUUUGGACUCCUCGGAGUUGCCUUUGGAAUGAAUUUGGAAUCCUCCCUUGAAGAGGACCAUCGCGUGUUCUGGCUGGUCACGGGCAUCAUGUUCAUGGGAAGUGGUCUCAUCUGGAGGCGGCUGCUCUCAUUCCUUGGAAGACAGCUGGAAGCUCCUCUGCCACCUCUGAUGGCCUCUUUACCAAGAAAGACUCUCCUGACAGAGAAAAGAAUGGAGCUGAGAAACAGCCUCAGGCCCGAUGGCCUUGGAGCCGCCAGGACCGUCCUGACAAGCCGCUAGCAGCAGCCCGGUGGAAACGAGUCUUUUCAUACUUCGGACGCAGAGGCUGCUUUCGUCACGGAGUCGGUCACCCAAGAAGCGGCUGACACUCACAUUGUGUCUGAGGAGUGAUACAUGGUAACCACUGUACCAGAACUUAACCACUUCCAGAAUUCUGAGAAGCCAGGUGCUCUUCGGAAAGAUAAAAUUUUAUUUCUUACCCACCUUGAAUACUAUUUUAUGGACAUGAGAGGCAUGGAGAGAUUAGUUUUGUGCAAGAAUACACUGUUGUGUUGAUCUUGCUAUACAUAUCAAAAGCAGCUGCUUCACGCUGAAGGGAGCCCCGGGGGCUCACCCCACCCCAUCGCAACAGGAUCAGGUGCUGCGGGUCUCAUACAGGGAGUCCAGUUUGUGUGACUUCCCCAACUCAGGUGACCACAAAGCUAGUGCAACUUGUUGACCUAAAAACAAACUCGGAGUUCAACUCUGAAGUUAGUCCUUGACAUAAACUUAUUUUUUCAUAUUUGAUGACCUCUUUUAUAUAUAAGGUAAAUAAGUAUAAUAUCAGCACUUAGGUGGAUAAAUUCUAGUCAAUCGAUAUUUUACUUUUCUAAUUCCCCAUACUGUUUUUCUUUGCUUGCUUAUAGAGCCUUUAGAAGUAAAGUUGAGAGGACUUGCUUCCAUUCUGUUAUCAUCUUGUAGUUGUUUUGAUAAUUGCUUGAGUUUUAGAGAUUUUUAUACCACCUUCCCCAGAAGAAAUGUAUAUAGCUUCAUUAGUCUACCCCUCAAACUAUUUAUAGAUGGGCUGUAAAACUCUCAGGUAAUGUUAAAAUUACGGCAUCUCUUUAUUUUCACAAUCAGAGGUUGCACUUAAAGCAUGGCUACCCCAGAUGUGGCAGUUCACAGCUGUAUUCCCAGGUUCAGAAGGCUAAGUAAGGCAGGACGAUUGCCACAAGUUUAGGGCCAGCUUGAGCUACAGAGUAAGGCUGGCUCAAAACACCAAAGAAAUGAGUAAAUUAGAAAGGUCCUAGCUCAGUGGUGCCAUGCUUGCCUAGAAUACAUCCACCCUGCAGCGUUGACGUCCCUCCCACCCUAAUUACCUGUCCCGGGAGGAAGAUCAGGGGCCCAUUCACCAGUGGUUUAGUGAUGGGAAUAAAAAUGAGAUUCCAGGAGAGAACAGGAAGCUGCAGUGUGCAGUUUCUGCCCUCUUGUGUGGGAUUUGAGAAGCUGUUCCAGGGAGGCCAGAGGGUAGUGUGGCAGGAAGCAGGCUGGCCUGGACUCGGAGCGCUGAGUGCCCUGUGCGCUGACCAGGUCUGGAACGGCCCAGCCCCGCUCUCUUCUGCACACUCCUCAAAGCUCAAUGUCACUCCGCUGUGAUCUGUGUGAAGUAGGAAUCCCAGAGGGAGACAUCUGUUCAGACAGCCCCCAGGGUGUCAUUUCCCGUGGGGAGUGUGCUCGUGAGCUAGUGCCGCAGUCAGCUGCCCCCCAGUCAGUAAAGGACAGAACUGCUGGUUUGUGCAGUUCUUAGCGGUGCUUAAGCAGGGCUCCUAAACAAACGUCAUCUCACUCGUACGGAGCCUCCCAAAACAGGUCUGUUGGUUUUAAAUUUCAAACUGAAAUCAUAGAAUGCAGUCCCUGUAUUUUAAAAGAAAAGUGAUUCAGUUCCGUGUGCUGGGAUAUAUGAAUGAGCAAGCAGUCACCUCCAGCCCUGCUGAGCUCGAGCGAGGAAGUGGUGAGAGGCACUGCCCUGGCCUCCGUCAGAAGGGCCCUGGGCAGACAUGUGCAGAGCAUGUGUGACUCUUUGCCUGGCUUUUCUCCAUCGAGCUCUCAUUACCCAGCUGUUCUCCUGUUUUUGUUUUUUUGAGGUAGAGUCUCCUUCUAUCCCAAGCCAACCUGGAACUCAUUCUGUAGUCCCAGGCUGACCUCGAAUUCACAUAGAUCCUCCUACCGCUGCCCCCUGGUGCUGGGAUUAAAGAUGUGUGCCUGCCUGGCUACUAUCAAGCUAUUUAUUUUGAUGAGCUAUUUGGAGUUGUACGCAUCUUGAGUUUUUGUUCUUGCAUCAGUUAAGGUUUCACUUGGAGUUAUGAUUUACUGUCAUGGCAUUAGUAAUAGCUGCAGAAGUGACACAGUGGACAAUGCGUGGAACAGAGAACCCAGAGGCCUGAGCUUGCCCCACGCCCACCUGCAGCCGUUCUGACCGCAGGGUCUGUGAGAAGAAGACAGGAAGCAGUUCCUUCGUGAAGCAUUGAAGAAGGUUGUUCCGUACAGAGAGCGGAAAGGCAGAAAUACUGAAAUAAAGAUUAUUGAGUUAAACCA